Ornithodoros turicata is the source of this 1320-nucleotide messenger RNA. RefSeq names its product micronuclear linker histone polyprotein-like. NCBI's taxonomy places the organism in Eukaryota, Metazoa, Arthropoda, Arachnida, Ixodida, Argasidae. The transcript has 2 exons. The record is from RefSeq and is a predicted model, not a curated record. The coding region runs from base 1 to 1320 and encodes 439 amino acids.
AUGGAGGACGAAUGUUCAAGCAAGCCGGAAAGCCCACCUCGACCUUCUUAUGGAUAUCGGGCGCAGCCUCAAAGAUCGAGUGCUGCAAAGUCACAGUACGUGGAGGACUACGAGGUUAAAGAACUCUACAGUCGAGAAGAACAGCAAAGUGGUAAACAACGUAGUGGGAAGGGAGGCUCAAGAUAUUCUCCAAUAACUGCCAAGGAACCAAAAAUAAGGAUUUCAGAUUCUGCACCAGGACCUCCGGACAGGACUACAGAGAGCCAAAUGAGAGGCGCCAGAAAAGACGGCGACGUCCGCCGGAAACUUUCUAACGCAGAAACAAGCCAAUCUGAAGAGAGUUUUGAUCUUGACGAUGUGAGAACAACUUUGAAAACCCAAGAGAAAACUCGAACGAAGGAAAACAACCUUCACAUGGACCGUAAGGACAAAACAGGAGCGCAGGAAGGCAUAGCAAGUCAAGAUAAGCACAAGAGAAAUAGAGAUGACGAAAAGAGGAAAAGAGAAACGGAAAUGAAAAAACCUGAGAAAGCCCGUAAGGACAAGAACGGAACGUCUCGAAAGCCUUCCACAGGUGGUACCGAAAGAAGGGCUGAGAAAGGAGAGUAUCACGGGAAAGAAACACCGGAUAUGGCAACAAUCUACAACAAGGAUAUUGAAGACCACCGAAAGAAACGUUCAAAGGGAAAACGAGAUCAGACGACCAACAAGAAGAAACAUCGACGGGAGGGGAUUUCUGAAACGCAAAAUGGUUCACACGAAAUUGGUGGUGGUGCCGACGCACCUCAAAAGAAGUCACGCGGCAGGGAGCUCAGAGGUAACAAGACGCCUAAAGAGGUCGAAGACACACCAGAGGUCUCGGAAGGUCCUUUGGAAACGCGGUAUGAGGAUGACCGUUCGUCAAGGAAGCAGUCGAAGCCAAACCAAGAGAAAACUUCGCAUGACGGAAUGCCAAGAAAAGAAAGCGUCUCGGAGAGUACCCGCUCGGAGACGAGCAGGACUACUGAAUUACCUUUAAACAAGCAAUCAAAGAAAAAUGGCAGGAGGUCCACACUCGCCAAGAAGGAUACAGGCAGCGAUGAACCUUUCGAUACUCGUUCUUUGGCAAACUCGAAUGUGCCUACGAGGAAAACGCAACCAGAUUCGCCUGUAGAACGCAGUCCUCAGCACACUUUCUUCGAUGAUACCUCGAGUGCUCCUGCUAAAUUCACAGCGAGUAAAGAGCCAUUUGUGAAAAAGGAUGAGCCCCAAACCUCGCUGCCCGCAGAGAAGCAGGAGCAUGCACAAAGACUCAAGCAGAACCAGGAAGGCAAGCCAUAA